CGCUUGCUUGUGCGCCUGUGUGAGAGUGCAAACGAAAGAGAGAAAGAGAGAGAGAGAGAGAGCGCUGAACGAGAGAAAAAGAGAGAGAGAGAACUGCCUCGAAGUGUACGAGGAGGAAGACGGAGACGAACGACGAGAGAGUUUUCAUUCGCCUGAUUCGCAAGUGAAUUAUACUUACGUGCGAUGAUGUACGGAGUAAGAGUAUAACGCAGCGCUCGCCGUUAAAUCGGACGUGUUUAGAUAAGCUACUUAGGCAACGAGUAGCUCUAAAGAAUAAUAACAAAUCUUGAGUGUUAUGAUCCGAUACGGACGACCGACAACAUACACCGCUUAUCAAUCGCAAAUCAGACAGGAUCACGGACUUAACUCUAUCGCAGCACGUAUGGACGACGACAUCCACUCCAAUAUGGCACAAGCCUCAGUAGCAGAUGCUGAGACAAGUCAAUCAGUAGUUCAUUCUAUAGCUUCUGGGACUAGACAGAACACCACCAUAGAUCAACAUGAAGAAAUAACACAAGAAGCCCAAGUAUCUUCGAGGGCCCAAAUUGCUAUUUUGACUAAUACAACUGAGGAAAUCCCUCCUCCAAAACCAGAUUUUUCUGCACCUCCUCCUUAUGAGGUUGCUACCAAAUUGCCAAGUUAUGAAGAAGUACAGCGAGAAAAGACCCUUCAAGGAGAGCCAAUACCACAAAUUCAUCCACAGAUACACUUGCCUGGAGUUGUCAGAGCACCACAACAACCUUUGACGAUUCUGACUAUAGAUACAGAUGGGGUUGAAGGAGAUCCAGAAAGUACAAUGCUUGGUACAGAUUUUAUGUUUUUUACUGCCUUUUUAGUUGCAUUCCUGUUUAACUGGAUUGGCUUUUUGCUGCUGAUGUGCUUCUGUCACACUAUAGCUUCUCGAUAUGGAGCACUAUCUGGAUUUGGUUUAUCAUUGACUAAAUGGACCUUAAUCGUCAAGCACUCAACAGACUUGGCAUCCCGCGAGAAUUCUUGGCUGUGGUGGCUAAUUAUGGCAUUUGGUAUGUUGAUCUGUGUUCGCGCUAUCAUUCAGUAUUUGAAUAUCAAACGAGGCUGGCGGCUUUUGUCUGGAAGCGCUCAGGAGCGCUUACUUUUCUACUAUUGAACAUAACGUUUAAAUGACGAAGUAACUUUCUGUUUUAAAUAAGAAAAUUUUUAAGUAAGACAAGCAUAAUUCAGGCGUGUAAAGAUAUUUGCCAUAUCCCUACACAUUAACCGCUUCAAGGAUCCUAGAUUUCAUGUUAUUUAUAGAGAUUAUGUACGAUAAAGAAAAAUAAGAAGUACACGUCAGUUUUGAAAAGUAUGAUCCUUGCAUCAUAGUUUAAAAAGAAACUCUGACAAUUUUUACAAGGAAAUAAUCACAUUUAUCUUUUUGUUACAAGGAAUAUUCUUAAAUAUAAAUAUUGAAAUCUGCAGCUGAUACGUUGUAAGAAUAUCUUGCCACAGCUGUAUUAAAGAAAUAUCAAGAGCAAUGGUUGUCAACUGUUAUUCCAGUGCGAGUAUUAAUUUUCGUUAUUACACGAAGCCUUUUAGUGAUAUUUGAAAAUAAAAAGGACGAAUCUGAAUGUGCAAGAGGGCGUUAGUGAUAUUUAUUAAAUAUAAAGAAUAAAAUAUGUAAAUGAGAACAGAAUAAGUGAUCAUGGAGCUUUUAGAACUUGAUUAUAUUGAACAAAUAUACAUACGUUCAACACUAAUAAAGGCAUAAAAUAAUAAAGAAGAAACCAAUAAUAAUGCUGAAUCGCUCAUUUGUAAGUCAUUAUUUUUAUUUAUAAAAAAAGUAUACAGACAAUUUUAAGGUUGUAAGAAUAUUAUUUUUAUUACUGUGUAUUAUUUUAAUAAAUUAAAUUAUAAUAGGUUUAAGAAAAAAGAUUUUAAUCGCUACCGUUCUUACUAUAAUUAUCGAUAUUUUCUCUAAGAAUAAAAAAGAAAGAUUUUUGUCAAAAAUCACUAGCAUUUAAGAAAAAGAUGCCUGAUUUGAAAAUAUUAAUUUAACACAGGCACUUUUCUUGUUUCGAAAUUGUAAACAUUGAUUUUACAAUAUUUAUGUCUUUCAAAUUGUGAGGUGGAAAUUAUUUAUGUAAAUAAAAUAAAAGAAGUGUUUACUACU
Molecule: messenger RNA, 2128 nt
Organism: Phymastichus coffea
Lineage: Eukaryota; Metazoa; Arthropoda; Insecta; Hymenoptera; Eulophidae
Gene: Ndfip
Product: NEDD4 family-interacting protein 1-like
Exons: 6
Coding region: 296-1126 (276 amino acids)
Biological process (GO): positive regulation of protein ubiquitination; ubiquitin-dependent protein catabolic process; metal ion transport
Cellular component (GO): endoplasmic reticulum; perinuclear region of cytoplasm; Golgi apparatus
Molecular function (GO): WW domain binding
Source: RefSeq, a predicted model, not a curated record